Molecule: messenger RNA, 2186 nt
Organism: Melanotaenia boesemani (Boeseman's rainbowfish)
Lineage: Eukaryota; Metazoa; Chordata; Actinopteri; Atheriniformes; Melanotaeniidae
Gene: orc5
Product: origin recognition complex, subunit 5
Exons: 16
Coding region: 167-1501 (444 amino acids)
Biological process (GO): DNA replication initiation; DNA replication
Cellular component (GO): nucleus; nuclear origin of replication recognition complex
Molecular function (GO): DNA replication origin binding
Source: RefSeq, a predicted model, not a curated record
GUGGGGCAGGCAGGCCAGAGGAAGCAGAGGAUAAAGGGCAGAGGAGCGGGUUUCAUCCAAACACUCAGGGUCAGAGGAGCACAGUUUAUUCCAGCUGCCAGUGUUUGAGGACAGGUCACCAGUCCAACGUGAUUAAAUUACUUUUGUUGGGAGGAAGGCGAGCAGGAUGACAGGGCUGUUACAGCACCCAGGAUACGAGGAGGAGAGGCUGCAGAGAGCCGCAGAGCAGCUGCCCAGCAGGGAGGUCCAGGCUGGGAUGCUGCUGUCUCUCAUGGGACAGCCACAGCACUACUGCUACCCUUCAGUCUUCAUCUAUGGCCAUCGAGCCUCAGGAAAGAGCCACGUUGUCAACAUUUUAAUGAAGGAAUUGGAGCUGCCUCACGCCACAGUCAGCUGUGUCGAAUGCGUUUCUGUCGCGUUGCUGUUUGAACAAGUGCUGCUGUCCUUCUUCGGCUGUGAAGCCGCCUCGCUGCUCCCCCGCAGUCCCUCCUUGUCUGACUUUGUGCGCAUCUACAGACAAUAUUCCUCCUGGUCGCCUGCCAAGCAGACGCGAUACAUUGUAAUGGAAAAAGCUGAACUUCUGAGGGACAGUGAUGCCAAUCUCCUGCCCGCUCUCCUUCGUCUUCAGGAACUGGUUGAGGACAACAUUACCGUCAUCCUGCUCAGUGAAAUCGUUUGGGACCAGUUCAGACCAAACUCCGGCUGCUUUGAACCACUUCUGCUCCAUUUCCCUGACUACAGUAAAGGUGAGCUGCAACAGAUUUUAUCCCAGGACAGAAAUCCUUCAUAUUCAGCCGAGUUUUACUCGUCCUACAUCAACAUCCUGCUAGGAGUCUUUUACUCGGUCUGCCGAGACCUCCGAGAGCUGCGACACCUGGCUGCCCUCAACUUUUCAAAGUUCUGCGAGCCUUUGGCAGCUGGGAAAGUGAAAGAGACUGACACACAUAAGCUGUGGAAAAACAUUGAGCCUCAUCUGAAAAAAGCCAUGCAGACGGUUUACCUGAGGGAGGUGUCCAGUCUUCAGUGGGAGCAGAUGCAGCAAACGGAGGACGAGACUGGAGCUUUGAGAGGCUUAUCAGCUCACACUCACGUUGAACUGCCGUAUUACUCCAAGUACCUGCUGAUCGCUGCCUAUCUGGCUUCCUACAACCCAGCUCGCACGGAUAAACGCUUCUUUCUUAAGCAUCACGGUAAAAUAAGAAAAACAAACUUCCUGAAGAAAAAUGAAAAGACCAGCAACCACCUUCUGGGCCCGAAGCCCUUCCCUUUGGACCGCUUGCUCGCCAUUUUCUACAGCGUAGUGGACAGCAGAGUCGCCCCGACCGCCAGCAUCUUCUCUCAGAUUUCGUCUCUGGUGACCUUACAACUGCUGGUUCAGGUCAGUCAUGACGACCAGCUUGAUGCCCCAAAGUACAAAUGUGCAGUUUCGCUGGAUUUCAUUUGUGCCAUAUCCAGGACGGUGAAUUUUGAUAUUGUGAAGUAUCUGUAUGACUUCCUGUGAGCCGCGGAGCGUGAAAGAGAGAUGAGACAGAGACAGCAAGACAAAAGAGAGAUUUCAUCUGCAAGAGCACACUUCAGGUCAAGCGUUUGGUAGCAUAAGAGCUCAGAUUACUGAUGUGGAGGGACGUUAAUCUGAUUAUGUUGCUGCCCCCUUGUGGUUGCCUGUAUAAAAAGCCUUUGCUUGACUUGAAAUAUCCUAAAAAUGUGUUUUCAAAAUAAACUUUAUUUUCUGUCAUAAUAAACAAAUAUCCUGUACAUUUUGUUAUAGAACAGAGAUUCAGCAGCCAGGCUGCUCUGUCUCUAGUCGUUUAAAAAGGAGCUUUUGUGGCUUUCUACCAGUUUCCCCUGACAUGAAGGCAUCCUGGCACCGUACAGGUGAAUCAUUGUCGUUGCUCAGAGGCAGGAUUUUUUCUCUCUGAUGUGUUUUUACCCUGUUGAGGUACAGCAUUAAGUCAGAUGAUGUAACUGCUGCAGCUGGGCAGAUGCACAGGUUUUAAACAACUAAACAACGCUGGUUCUCAACAUUUCUGACCCAUUAAACUGGUUAUCAGUUGGAUUAUUAUUCCUGUACUUUGUUGUAAUGCUGCUUUGGGCCUGACAUGCUUUCAUGAGAAGGCAAAGAUUGGAACUUUUUUAUAUGUAGAAAUGUGUUAAUUUAUCUGUAAUCCUGGUAAAUCCAUGUUGAU